This is a messenger RNA of Chenopodium quinoa (quinoa), 1930 nucleotides long. Its product is annotated as eukaryotic translation initiation factor 3 subunit B-like. The record is from RefSeq and is a predicted model, not a curated record. The transcript is spliced from 10 exons. NCBI's taxonomy places the organism in Eukaryota, Viridiplantae, Streptophyta, Magnoliopsida, Caryophyllales, Amaranthaceae. Bases 279 to 1616 code for a protein of 445 amino acids. Gene Ontology annotation, cellular component: eukaryotic translation initiation factor 3 complex. Gene Ontology annotation, biological process: translational initiation. Gene Ontology annotation, molecular function: translation initiation factor activity; translation initiation factor binding; RNA binding.
CCUACUAUCCUAGUACCAAAUACCGAUACAAUAAAAUUUUUGAAUUACACGUCAACUUUUGACAUGUUUGCAGUUGAUUAAUAUUUUCUCUUUUCUGUAAAUAAAAUAAUUUCUCUUUUCUUUUUCCCCCAUUUGUAUCUACUCGUAUUUCACAGUUGCGCUCAACCCCCUCUCUCUCCUCCAUCGCAGCGCAGUCUGAAUUCUUCAUUGAAGCUGCUGUUGAGGACUCAGGCUUUGUAGUUGUUGAAUGAAAAGUUUUCCCAGGGUCAAGUAGGAGCAUGAAGCGAUACUAUUCAAUUCUGGAUGAAGGUGCUGUCAGAAUCUAUACUUAUGAUGGUGAUUCUGAUGCAUUUCAGCCCUUGCUUUAUCACUCUUUCAAUUUGAAGAAUUUGAAGGCUAUAGGUUGGUCUCCUCUUGGGUCUUAUUUGUUGUGUCUUGGAGAAAAAGAAUUGUGUGUCUUGCAUACUGAACCUCCUUUUCAGGAAAUUGUGUUUCCUGCGGGUGGACUGGUUGGUGCUGCUGUGUUUUCUCCAAAGGAAAAUUAUAUAUCUCUCUUGUACUGGGUGUCGGAAAACCAACCGGAUGUGAAGCUAGAAGUUUGGGAGGCAAAGACUGGAAACAUCAGAAUAAGUUUUUGUGGAAGCAGCUCUCCAGAAACUUAUUUUGCUUCAGUUAAAGAUUACCUUAAAUGGGAUUACAAUGAUAACUACUUUGCUGUCCGAGUAUCCAGCUCUGUGAUUAUCUAUGAAACCAAAACAUUUUCUCCUCUUAAACAUCUGAUGUUUAAGCAAGUACAGGAGUUUGAUUGGUCACCUUCUGCAUCAAUACUAGCAGUUUUUGGCAAUUCAUAUUUGAAAAUUGUUGAUAUAUGCAGUGGUAAGAAAUUGUAUGGUUAUUCUUGGGAGGGGGUUGAAGGUUACAAGCUUCUGUGGCAAAGUGCUGGGGAAUAUCUUGCUUGUAUAUGUAGUGGGACUAAUUACAAAAAGAUUUUUCUUAUUAGCUUGAAAUCUGGAAAGGCCGGGUUCAUUAGUCCUCGUCUUGAUUAUAUUGAUUUUGCUUGGGAAGGAAAUGGGAAGCAAUUUGCAGUUACUCGUGGAGCUAAUGAGGUGGGGCAAACCACAACAAACUUUUACACAAUACAGGAAGAUGGAAAAUAUUUGAGGCACAGGAUUAAAACACUAAAGGGUAUGAUUGCUCAUUUUCUUCAUUGGUCUCCAAAUGGUCACUAUAUGGUGAUGCAAGGACCGUUAAAUGGUUCCGGAGAAUUAUACUUUUAUGAUAUUAAAAAUCAUCAACUGUUGGCCCUUGUAUACUUCAUAGCUAUGGAUCUUAGAUGGGAUGGGAGUGGCAGGUUUUUCUUAACUCGGGCUAGUCCUAAAAAUAUUUUCGAGAGUGUUGUUCGGAUCUGGUCUUCACAUGGAGAGAAACUUAUUGAUGUUGGAUCACUUUAUUUACCAAUGUUUUGGAGCACUAAGGUGUCAUGUGAUGCUGGGAACUCGGAGAUUGAUCUAACAAAGGAAUCAUCGUCUUAUACAAGAGAUGGUGAACAUUUUGUUGAGAAGAGACCGAUAGAUGAUUCCACUUUAGCUCUUCUGGAUAAAUUAAGGAAGCUUUGAUCGUGAUCUGACAACUAUAUACAUUUGCUAGGUAAAGCUAUCAAGCAGGACAAGCUAGCUUCAGAACGACAGUAAGCUCAAGGCCAAGUCUCGAUGAUAAGAUGCUAAAGCUGAGGUGCAUUAGUAAUUUGUGUGCACUGUAGCCAUGUAGGCUUAAGGCUUGAAGAAAGAAUUGUUAAACAAAAAAAUCUCUUUAAAAUGCCUGAAAGUCUUGGUGGACUCAAUGUUAUUGACAAAUUCAUUGUUAGCAUAAAAUCGAAUUAUAUUUCUUGCACUAUUUCAUUUGGCAGAUUGAAAGGACUGCUAAAAUCGAA